GCGGCAACUCAUCGGAUUGCUCCAUAUUUACAUAUGUAAGAUAGCGCAACGCGGUUGCGCUAAGACACUAUAUUAAGUUGUCGCCACGCUAUUUGCUCUUAGCAGGAUGUUGGAGGAUACGUCAGUGGUAAGUUAUGAUGACGACAUCAGGGACCUUCUCGUUGACGGCCUAUUUACCCGCGAAUGGACCAUUGUUGGAACCCAGCCGCCAAGCAGUGAUAACGCAGAAUCGGGAUAUUUUAACAUGUACUAUAAACAAACGUACGAUGACGACAAUAAACGGAGCCGAAACGCCGCGAGAGAGAAGCCCCUGACGUUAAAGCCUUCACAGCCCGAUCCAGUAGAGCUGCUGCCUCCUGUUCCAUCGACGCUAGGACCGUAUUACAGCUACUUCAGAGAUUGCGUACUGACUGGGAGGCACGGCGAGAUGCUAGUUAACUUUUGCCGCAAUGGAAAGAAAUCACCGUGUGUAGACAUACCUGGCUGUGCACUUGUAGUACCGACGAAAACUGCUGACGUCGAGAAUUUUACAUUAAUUAAACUAGGCAAUGUGCCGUGCGUGCCUGUCGUUCCAACAAGUAUCAUUUUGAAUAUUAUCGACUCUCUUGCCGAAGUGUGUCAACCUGUAUACCCGUCGUUUCAUGAUGGAUGGGCGUACAACGGUUCUAGGGUACGUAUGUCAAAGAUGUACACAGAAUGUGAGCUGGACGACAAUGCAUGGAAGAAAGAAGGAUUUGCAAGAGACUUCUCGCGGCUGGUCAGAUGUGUUGCAGUAGCUACUGCAACGUUUACCGUCUCUGUUGUACUUAGUCCGAGCGUUCAGCGAACACGGUAUCCGACACACAAGAAGGUGUUGGAAGUUGUUAUUCACAAUAUAAAAUAGUAUUUGCAUUUAUUAUGUCGUGUUGCAAGCUAGCAGCAUUAUACAAGGAGUUUGGGAUCGGUGUUUGUGAAAGGGCGAAGCAUCGCAGAUCGCCCAGUAAAGAACAAUUUGCAGCGGUUAAUGCUCAUAUUGAACAUAAAGAGCUGCCGCUAGUUGGCGAUGGGGAAGUUUGCUCGCACAAAAAUAUUAAGUUUUCUUCAUGUGUUAAACCUAGGGCAUCAACUGUAGCAACAAUUAUUGCAUUGAUUGGCACAUAUUCUAACGUUGGUAACAUCAUAGUGUUCGCAGAUCAAAGUGAGGUAGACUCCACUCUUGGAGCGCUGUCGCAGAUGAGAUUAUCAUUAGGUGUCGGUAUCACUAUAUGUGUUAGUAGCGCCGAGGAUAACAUGUUUGCCGUUAAGGUGUAUGAGAGUAACAGUAUGAUGCUUAUGGCAGAGGAUCCUAUGUUGACUAUGGUAUCACAGUACAUCAGAAGUGAGAUUUCUAUGUCAUUCUAUCUAAGCCAGGAAGCUGUCGUGUAUGCUGCAAUUCUACAAACAACGAACAGAGCUAUGUGGAUACUAGAAGAAUCGAGUAUACUGACAAUGACAGGUACUACCGGUACUCGUAUGUUACCGCGGUUCUAUACUGUUCCAUAUAUCAAAUCUAACUUUCGUGUCAACAUUGGGCCUGCGGUGACAAAUGUUCUGCCGAGACGUGACAGGGCGCAGCUGCAGAUGAAUUCUAUCACUACAGGGGUCCUCAAUGCCGUUGCUAAGUCAGGAAAGUGUUACUAUUGCGAGUACAUGCAGCAUAUCCACGAUGAUCUGUGCCCUGACUCUAAGGCGCCGCAGCCGUUUGAGCUAGAGCUGGUAGGCGAGUUCGCAGAGGCGUGAACAGCAUCAUGCAGCUUUCGCUGCAUGCUACACAGCUAUAAUGGACCGCACAGUAGAACUUUUGCAUACACGAUGCAUCGAGCUACUACCGGAUAUUGGCCUAUAUGAUAAUCUUACCAGUGUUGUUGCACCGCUGACAAGAUACAUUCUCUCUAUGUACUGUGCUCUGCCGAUAAAGCACAUAAUCUUAGCUGAACGUCCUUAUGCAACAGACAUACACCCGUAUGUAGCUUCAGCGAUGUCAUAUGAUCCUGCAUGCCAACACACGCCAACGCCGUCGGUGCAUUACCUUGCCUUGGAUCUUAGUAAUAAAUCUGAUAUCCUAUACGAUGAUGCUGUGCGUUGGUUUCGCGAUAGUUGGCAGUAUCUAUGCCACGGUGUGAUCGCACUAAACGUGUGUACUACACAUAAAUUCAUGGAUGGUAGGUCAGAACGUGAGAGAUCGAAAAUGGAAGAGUUCAUACGCGAUCUGAUACGUGUAUCAAUUAAGCUCAGUGAGGACAAGAUACAUGUGUAUGCAAUGGGAAAUCCUGCAAAGCAUAGUGCUAGCCGUAUUAGGGCAAGCGUCAAGGAUGCUGCUUCACGUAUAAGGAUUCAUAAAUGUGAUAAUCCAGCGGCGCUCGAACACAGGCGCAGCGACCACAGGUCGCGCACCUACACGUUACUGAGUGCAAGCAUCGUGAAACUCUUAUCAUCGUUGAUUCGUGACACAUCCAGAAGCAGGGUCCGCUUAACGUUUAGUGAUUUCGACAAGAUGGCUGCAGGGCAACCGAACGAGCACUCGCGGCUUGUGAACCGGGGUAACAGCAUGGCGGAUGUCUUCACUGAUAUCGAAGCGUACUUUAAGGGAUCGGGUAGCGGUAAAAUGGUAGAGCGCAACGAUGAACUGUUCGGUAGGGCAGCCAAGGAGAUGAAAGAGUUUGUACUGGCGCUCCAAUCAAAUCGUGUGCAGUUGCUGUUCGCUAAUCUGAACGAACCUAGUGGAACGUCAAAGCAGGCAUAUUACAAUACUAGGCAGAACUAUAACAGACGAGGAUUUAAUCCCGGUACAUCGUCGAAGGCUCCAUCUAGUGGAACACCAGGUAGGAAGCAGAAGCUAGGUUUCGCAGAUGGUGAUGAUAACACUGCAGGAACAAGCACACCUGAUGAGAUAACGAAGAGCGAAGCCGACUCUAGAAGUAAUGCUGAUGUCAGAUCUGUAACGUCGUCUAACGUAACUACUGACAAGAAGCACACGACGUAUAGCACGCCUUCACGCGGAGGUCGACUGAUUGGCUUCGCUGAGGAAGACGAGGAUACCGAGAACGAACGUAAGCCCGCUCAAGUUAGCACCCCGGUAGCAGAGACUACGGCAAACACGGCAAUGAGCGACUUGGAGGUGCAAGACAUGUCUUACGUCUCCGACUUUAUAGAGACCAGUGAGGAGUAUAUAAUGGAUCCUGCAAUCAGAGAGUUCCUACACGAAGCUGUCAGAAACCGCAAAGCCUCGUCAGACACAGCACUUGAGGUUUUAAAGAUUAUCAGGGAAACUCGUACGUCACCAAACCAGCGGUCAAUCGAAAGUGCGCUCGGGUAUGAUGAUCUAGCCAUAGUUGACAUGCCUAGUCCUAUUAUGCAGUGGAUUAUCUCGCAAGGUAGCUCCUAGGAACGGUUCUCUGGUUUAUCGAGCACCUUUCUUGCCGCAGCCAAUGGUUUCAUGUUAUCCCUUAAAAUGUACUCUGCAUAUGCCUUACGCAUUGGUAUCGACAUCAUCUUGAUGUUAUCCAUUAAAACCUUACUCGCUUGUACUCUUGUGCUAACGUCAACAAGAUUUAGGUACCCUUCGCUCGUCACAUACGGCCGCGAUAUAGACGCUAGUCUGCGUAGACGUACCGGACUGAUAAGCCCAGUACACGCUAUUAACCGCUGCUUAAUCUCCUCCACCAGCGUUACCAGCGUCGGACAUUUCGAAUUUAACUCUGUCAAAUGCUCGACACGUAAUGAUGGGGCACGACCUAUCGUGGACGCAGCUAUUAUGUCAAGCAUCUCUAUAGAUUCAGUAGAACUUAGUUUGGGAAGUUUGAGCUUUCCUUGGACUGGCGUAACCUGGCUAUCAGCUCCUAUCACGUGCCGUACUGCCCUGGCCCAGUCUUCCAACUCCAUUGCUGCCGCGUCCUGCGCAGCUCCGCUAGUACUCGGCUCAUGGCGGGAAACCAUCUUAUCUAGAUGUAAUAGCAUACAACCUAUCAUGAUCUCAGGCGUUUUUAUCCGGUCGCCGCGAUAGUAGUAUUCUGAUGUUGCAGUCGGUG
Messenger RNA from Exophiala oligosperma, 4046 nucleotides. RefSeq lists its product as uncharacterized. The transcript has a single exon. The record is from RefSeq and is a predicted model, not a curated record. NCBI's taxonomy places the organism in Eukaryota, Fungi, Ascomycota, Eurotiomycetes, Chaetothyriales, Herpotrichiellaceae. The coding region runs from base 1799 to 3403 and encodes 534 amino acids.